Triplophysa dalaica is the source of this 1087-nucleotide messenger RNA. RefSeq names its product G-protein coupled receptor 35 b (gene gpr35b). Lineage: Eukaryota; Metazoa; Chordata; Actinopteri; Cypriniformes; Nemacheilidae. Gene Ontology annotation, molecular function: G protein-coupled receptor activity. Gene Ontology annotation, cellular component: membrane. The record is from RefSeq and is a predicted model, not a curated record. The coding region runs from base 215 to 1087 and encodes 290 amino acids. The transcript has 2 exons. Gene Ontology annotation, biological process: positive regulation of Rho protein signal transduction; phospholipase C-activating G protein-coupled receptor signaling pathway.
GACCCUUUUUGACAAUUUAACCAACUACACCCAAAGCCGUUAACACCUACGUAUAGCGAGAAGACCGCCAGCAAUGUCAAAAGUUCAAUUAUUUUUCAUGAAGACACAGUAGGCUGUAGCAGAUUACUGUCAACACUUUCCUCUUUUAGUAAACACAACACGGUUCAAAUCAGCAAGUGCGAAGACUCGCAGAGUAAAGAGAUCAACUACAAAUAUGUUUAACUGUAGCGCAAAGCCUAACCACACGGAAGCGCCGCUCAUUAUGUUUGAACGAGUGGGCUACACGCUUGUGUUUUCCGCUGGCCUUGUCUUAAACAUCACGGUUCUCUUCAUCUUCAGUCGCAUCAAACGCUGGAACGACACCCACAUCUACAUGCUAAACCUGCUCAUCGCAGACUUCUUGGCCAUUAUUUUCCUACCAUUCAGAAUAUUGGAGACUUUCUGUUCACUGGAUAAGACCAAGUUGUGUACAAUUCUGUUGUGCAUGCAUUUCUCCAACAUGUACUGCAGUAUAUGCACCAUCACAGCCAUCAGCGUGCACAGAUUCCUAGCUGUCAGAUUCCCAUUUCUGGGCAGAGCAGAUAUGGCCAAACGUCAGAAGAUUGCAGUUUCGGUGUGUAUCCUCAUCUGGACGACAAUCACGAUAAUCUGUGCGAUAUUUCAUACAGAUCUUUCCCCAGAUGAUUUAUCAACCUGUUAUAACAGAAAACAGGAGAAAAAGCUCAAUUUGACCUUUUUUCUUAUUUUAGAGAUAGUUGGAUAUCUCGUUCCACUAACCAUCAUCAUAUUGUGCUCCACACAAACCAUUCACAACUUGGUGAAGUCUAUUAAAAAUGUUGAGAAGAUCGAAGGGAUGAAAAGAAAAUCUAUUGCCGCUGUGAUCUCUGCUAACAUGUUCACAUUCAUUGUUUGUUUUACGCCUAUUCACAUAGGAUUUUUGUUGCAAUAUUUAUCAAAAGAUAAGGUAUUGCUUUGGUUUUUGAAUGUGGCGGAGUGGAUAGCUACAACCAACUGCUGUCUAGAUUCAAUUGGGUAUUAUUUUCUGCUUAAACGAGUUUCCAUAAUCUAUGUUGAUUCAAGAAAAUAA